This is a messenger RNA of Radiomyces spectabilis, 527 nucleotides long. RefSeq lists its product as uncharacterized. The record is from RefSeq and is a predicted model, not a curated record. Lineage: Eukaryota; Fungi; Mucoromycota; Mucoromycetes; Mucorales; Radiomycetaceae. The transcript has a single exon. The coding region runs from base 109 to 414 and encodes 101 amino acids.
GAGUGGCGCCACUCGAAAAAGGAAAGAAAACCAGGUAACCCAAACUCCGCCGAGGGCGUUGGAGAAGUCGUAUGACACAGGUGGCCUUCGACACUGCCAAUCAAAAUCAUGGAUUUUCGAACUAAGUCGUUUAUGGAAAAUAUAAUAAGAGAAAAAGCUUCCCACCCAACACUCAUGAGUCGGAUAUUCCAAAAACAGUUAAUAUCGCGAUUAAAAAUGCACCAUUAUGAUGCACUCAGCUGUCAGCGAUCUCACAUCGGAUGUUUCUCAUUUUACCACAAAUUAAGUCAACCAUCGUUUAGGCGGUCACCGCGAAAGGGGAAACGUUGGCUGCAUAAUGUUUUUCUUUACUGUAACCAGGAUCUACACUUCUUCGGAGAAGCUCGUAUGUUUCAUCUUCAUGCGCUCUUUUAGGGGUGAUACAGUUACCAUCGAGCGAAGGUUAGAUCUCCUUGGAACGUAUCACAAAACUGUCUGCAUAAGAAAACAAAUGAUAUAUGCACCUGAGAGAAAAAGAUCAGAAAAGA